AUGUCCGCCGGCCGAGGGGCAGCGCAGCCCGAACAGCCCCGCGGCACCGCGGACCCCUCGGGCAUCAUCAGGGUGAGCGUGAAGACCCUCAAGCAGAAGGAGCAGUUUGAGGUGGCUCAGGACAGCACCAUCCGGGAGCUCAAGGAAGAGGUGUCCAAGCGGUUCCAAGCACCCCCAGAGCUGCUGGUCCUGGUGUUUGCUGGGAAGGUCCUCCAGGAUCAGGACACGCUGAGCCAGCACGGGGUUUGUAAUGGGGUCAGCAUCCAUGUGGUCAUCAGGUCCCAGAACAGACCAGCAGACAGCCUGGCACAGCAAGGGACGGUGACCACGCUGGUGCAAGCUCCCAGCCGCAGCCAUUCCAGCCUGGGAAGUGUGGAUGACCUGUGGGACCCAGGCUUGAUCCAUCACAACCUGUCUGAGAUGCUGGCGUCCAGCCGGGAGGUCGUGGUACAGACCAUGGAGGAUCUCCUGUCCAGGAUCUUCACUUCUGGUCUGGACCUGACCACCAUCAGGAACAACACGUUUCUGAUGGGGUUCCUCCUCGGGGUGAUAGGCGUCCAUCUCCUGGGCCUGGACUCCACAGACGUGCUGGACCUGGUGGGCAGCAUUCAGGAGGAGGAUGUGUCCAUGCCCACCCUCCUCACCGAGGUGCUGCAGAGCCCCAUGGAUGGUGCCGACCUCAUCAGGGAGCUCAUCAUGUCCAACCCGCAGCUGCAGCAGCUGGCGGAGGAGAACCCUGAGCUUGGCCACAUCCUCAGUAACCCUGACACCAUCAGGGAGAUGCUGGAGGCCUUCAGCAGCCCCGCGGUCAUGCAGGAGAUGAUAAGGAACCAGGACCUGGCCAUGAGCAACCUCGAGAGCAUCCCUGGCGGGUACAGCGCUCUGGAGCAGCUCUACCGCGAGGUCGAGGAGCCCUUCCUGGAUGCGGUGGAGGAGCACAUGGUCCAAAACCCCUUUGCUGCCCCAGAGAGCCGCCCCUCGCCGAGCAGAGAGCGGCUGCCGGCACACACCGAGAACCGGAGCCCCCUGCCCAACCCCUGGGCUCCGGAGCCCGGCAGCGCCGGAGGCACCGCACAGGAGCUCCCCGGACACAGAGCUGCCGAGAGCUUCGUGGUGUUGAACCUGGGGGCCGCGGUGCCCAACUCCGGUGUGGUGCAGAGCAUGGUCCGGAGGCUGGCAGGCAGCCCGGAGCUGAUGCACAACCUGAGCCGCGCGCUGGCAGAGCCCGGCAGCCCCGCGCAGGAGGUGCUGAGCCCACACGCACCCGGUGAUGGGAGCUCCGUGCCACCGGAGCAGCAGGAGCUGCCACCGGAGCUGGAGCAGGCAGAGAUCGCGUCCGUGCUGCGGAACCCGCGGGCGCUGCAGGCGCUGCUGCAGAUCCACCUCGGCCUCCAGACCCUCUCCGUGGAGGCUCCGGACUUCCUGCACAGCAUCGAGGACGCGCGGAUGGAGCUGGGCCUGCGGAGCAUGGAUGGGUCACCAGUGUGCACCGAGGCCAGUGUGGUGUCAGAUGAGGAGGGAGCAGAGGAUGAGAUGGAGAUGGACGAGGAGGAGCUGCAGAGCCUGUUUGAGCAGCAGAUGGAGCAGCUCAGCGCCAUGGGCUUCAAGGACCAGGGUGCAAACCUGCAGGCACUGCUGGACGCGGAUGGAGAGCUCCACACAGCAGCUGAGAUACUGGCCAAGGCUCGGCAGGCAAAGAAGAUGCCAUGA
Melopsittacus undulatus (budgerigar) is the source of this 1710-nucleotide messenger RNA. RefSeq names its product ubiquilin-1-like. Gene Ontology annotation, molecular function: polyubiquitin modification-dependent protein binding. Lineage: Eukaryota; Metazoa; Chordata; Aves; Psittaciformes; Psittaculidae. The transcript has a single exon. The record is from RefSeq and is a predicted model, not a curated record. Bases 1 to 1710 code for a protein of 569 amino acids. Gene Ontology annotation, cellular component: cytosol. Gene Ontology annotation, biological process: ubiquitin-dependent protein catabolic process.